Messenger RNA from Zingiber officinale, 1872 nucleotides. Its product is annotated as pyruvate kinase 1, cytosolic-like. The transcript has 16 exons. Lineage: Eukaryota; Viridiplantae; Streptophyta; Magnoliopsida; Zingiberales; Zingiberaceae. Gene Ontology annotation, cellular component: cytoplasm. The coding region runs from base 155 to 1732 and encodes 525 amino acids. The record is from RefSeq and is a predicted model, not a curated record. Gene Ontology annotation, biological process: glycolytic process. Gene Ontology annotation, molecular function: pyruvate kinase activity; potassium ion binding; magnesium ion binding.
UGAAAUUUGCAGUCGUUGAUAAAUAAAAAGUAAACCCCGGUACUUUAUUCUUCGCCAUCGGGCAUUUCUUCGCGUCUCUCCGAUUUUCACGCCAACCGCUGCUCAUCAGAGACGCAAAGUUCGACGAUCGGAUUCGGAACCCUAACCUGCCACAAUGCACACCGGCCAGAUGCUGCUUGAGGAACCUGUGCGCCUCGCCUCUGUGCUCGCGCCGCCCAAGAUCAAGUUCUUUCCAUCAUUGACUAAAAUUGUUGGGACACUUGGGCCAAGAUCACGAUCAGUGGAAACACUUGAGGCAUGCCUCAAAGCUGGAAUGUCAGUUGCACGAUUCGAUUUUUCUGGGUCAAAUGCGGAAUACCAUCAGGAGACUCUUGACAAUUUGAGGAUUGCUGUGAGCAAUAUCAAGAAGCCAUGCGCUGUUAUGCUAGACACUGUGGGUCCUGAACUUCAAGUUUGCAACACAUCCGGUGAACCAAUUGAGUUAAAAUCUGGUAACAACGUCACUUUAACUCCAGAUGGUUCUAGAGUUCCGUCAGCUGAAGUUUUGCCCAUAAAUAUCUCUGAUCUGGCAAAGGCAGUAAAAAAGGGCGAUACUGUUUUUAUAGGUCAGUAUCUUUUCACUGGAAGUGAGUCAACAUCUGUAUGGCUUGAGGUUGUGGAUACAGUCGGUGAUGAUGUAAAUUGUCUUGUGAAGAACAGUGCUACACUUGCUGGGUCCAUCUUCACCAUGCACGUGUCACAAGUUUCUAUCAAUUUACCAACUCUUGGUAGUAGAGAUAAGCAGGUGAUUUCAUCUUGGGCUUUACAAAACAAUGUUGACAUCAUUUCCCUAUCUUACACUCGUCAUGCAGAGGAUGUGCGUGAGCUUAGAGAAUUUCUUAGAUCUCAAAAUCUCCACUACACACAGAUUUAUGCCAAAAUUGAGAAUUUUGAGGGUUUUGAACAUUUUGAUGAGAUUCUCCAAGAAGCAGAUGGUAUAAUUCUUUCGCGAGGGAACCUGGGGAUAGAUCUUCCUCCAGAAAAGGUGUUUAUUUAUCAGAAGACUGCUGUUAAAAAGUGCAACAUGGCUGGAAAGCCUGCGAUAAUCACUAGAGUGGUUGACAGUAUGGUUGACAAUUUGCGCCCAACUCGUGCAGAGGCGACUGACGUAGCAAACGCAGUUUUGGAUGGUACCGAUGGUAUACUAUUAGGUGCAGAGACUCUGCGAGGUCUCUAUCCUGUUGAAACCAUAAGGACUGUUGGCCAGAUCUGCUCAGAAGCUGAGAGUGUAUACAACCAAGCUCAUCAGUUUAAAAAGAUAAUACAAUAUGUUGGAGAACCAAUGUCGCAUGAAGAAUCUGUUGCAUCAUCAGCAGUGCGUGCGGCAGUUAAAGUCAAAGCGUCUGUGAUUAUCGCGUUUACUACCACAGGAACUGCUCCCAGAUUGGUAGCUAAGUAUAGACCUCCAAUGCCUGUUUUGGCUCUCGUCUUUCCGCAAGAAAAAAUCGACUCGUUGAACUCAAAUGCUCUAAGCACCAUAAAGGCUAGGCAGUGUCAAGCAUUAAGAGGCAUCUAUCCGAUUCUGGCCAUUUCUAGCUCGGGGGAGAUCAACCUCAAGGAGGAGGUCGCUCUGAAACUUGCUCUGGACUAUGGCAGAUCGGUGGGCAUUCUGAAGCCUUACGAUCGGGCAGUUAUCUUCGAGAAGAUCGGCGACUCUGCCGUCGUCAAGAUCGUCGAGUUUGAAGAUUCUUGAACAAUUUCUGAACAAUUUCACUCAUCAUCAACUACAUUUUAUGCUAUGAUUGCUCUUUAACAAUAAUGAGCUCACAAUAAAAGUGAAUGAAAAAGGACAAAUUAUUCACUUGGAUUUACUGGAUUUUACAGAUUCAUGUC